UACCAAUCCUUACACCAAGGAGCAGGAGGAGGAGGCUGCGAGGAUCUUGGCCGAGCAGAAGGCCAAGAAAGAGAAGGAGGUUGUGAAGCAUGCCAAGAAGUUGGCCUUGCUACAGGAGAAGGCCAAGAAAGGAGUUGGAGGAGUUAGAAAGGGUGAAAAAAGAGGAGGAAGAAAAGAUGAAAGUGGUGGAUGCAGAAGAAGAAGAAGAAGAGAAAAAGGUGGAAGAAGAAGUGCCCCUGAUUAGAAGAAGUAUCCGGGACAGAGGCGAGACAAGUGGCACAAAGAAAGAAGAUUCCUGGCUGGAGAAGAAGGUUUCUGAAUGGGUUGCCAAUCUGUCUCUGGGAGAAGAGGAGGAAGCGAUGUUAUAUGUUCCCAGGGAAGAGCAGGAGACAGUCGUGAAGGAAUUGGAAGCCGAGGAAGACCCCCUCAAACGGCAGACGAUAGAAGAGGAGAAAAAGUUGGAGUGGAAGCUGCAUCUGACCAGGGAGAGGAAUAAAAGAUUGGAGGCAGCGAGUAAGGUGGCGAAAGAACUGGAGGAGGUGAAACAGCUGAGGGUGCAGAUGGAGGCACAGGCGGAUUUUCAAGGGAAGAUGGAGGUAAUGGCAAGGAAUAUAAAAUGCCUAGCACAGGCUCAGGAGGAGCAAUACCUAUUUGGGAGGAGCCAUGAUAUAGCCCUGCGAUCGAUUCGACUGGGGUUUAGAGAGUUUGUACGCGAGAUGAUCAUGCACGUGGGCUCAAAACUGCAGACAAGAUUAGAGAGCACUAAGCGAUUCUGUACUGGCGCCAUAGAGCGCGCCAAGUUGGCUGCACCAAAAGAGGAGGAAGCUCAUCCCCGUAGGGAGCAUGUUAAGGUGAAGUUCCCCGACUCCUACAGUGGAAAGAAGGAGGAGAACUUUGACAACUGGGAGGCCAAUGUCAACUUCUACGUGCAUCCACAAAAGAUAUCUUAUGACGAACAUGUCCUAAUAGCUUUACAUGCCCUCAAAGGCGAAGGAGCAAGCUUCGCCAGGUCGCUGUGUCGUGCCGCUAAUUGCAAUACCCCUCUCAGUGAGUUCUUCAAACUGUUGCAUGAAAGGUUUGCAGAUGUCACACGAAGCGUUAGAGCUUCUGACAAAUUGCAGACCAUUCAUUCCCGCCAGUGGAGGAGCGCCAGCGCACUCAAGGGUGUCAUGGACGAGCUGGUCGCCGUUCCUGAUCAUGGGGUCACUAAGACCCAACUAGUCAACCUAUUCUAUCGUGCCAUGCCUGAGCCCUUGUGAGGGCACUUCUUUGAGAAGAGUAGGGAGUCUACCAUGAUCUACGAUACGUUGAGUAAGGAAAUGGUAGCAUUCGAGGCGCAAUCAAUGCCAGUUUCCACU
Molecule: messenger RNA, 1358 nt
Organism: Chara braunii
Lineage: Eukaryota; Viridiplantae; Streptophyta; Charophyceae; Charales; Characeae
Source: the annotation of a GenBank genome assembly